AGAUGGUACAAACUGGAAUUGAUCAAGGCUGGAUCCGCAUCGGCCAUCUGGAAAUUCCAUUUUACAUCCAUGACCGACCUCUUUUUCUGCCUCUGAUCUGUUCAACCCGACGCAGCCUCCUGUACGCAGCCCGGCUUCAGGGCCGCAGGGCCGUAGCAGUGUGUUCGCCGAACUCAUUAAGGACAAGAUGCAUCAUGUGCCGUCAUAUCUAAGGGGAUGACCUUCCUACCUCAAUAUGAAGGUGAUUGCAUGCUUGUGCCGUCUGCUACUGUCUUUCUUCGCAUGUGGCUCAUACUCGGACAGGUCUCGAAAUUCCAAACUUCACAAUACAGACGUUGCAUUUGGGCUCAGUUUGACGCCUAAAUGGCGCUGCUGGAUCAUGUUCAUUGGCCAGAGCCGCAGUGAGCCUGCCCAGUCCCUGUUCAGUGCCAGUGUCGACGGCAUCGAUCCGCCUGGGGGAAGGCCAGUGGCCAAUGGGCAGCUUUUCGGCUGCGUCGUUAUCAUUCGCGACUAUUCGCAAAGAACGGGCUGCAUCAGUCGAGAGGAAGGGGGGGCGGCCAAGGGGGCCUUUUUGUCCUGCGGCUGCCCCCGCAUCCCGAGACCAUGUGAGCUCUCGGCCUGCCUAUGCCACAGAUUUAGCUCCAAUGAUGCCCAGACCACCCCUCUCUCCGGCAACCACCACUUCUGCCAUUCAACUUCCUCUUUGGCGUCAAACUCCGCCCGUUCAAACGUUAUUUUGUCCCCUGGACCAGACCCUAUGGUAGCCAAAUCUUAACCGUGAGACUGGACUUUUGGGAGGAGAGGAAAUAUAUGUAUACAUGGCAACAGAUAAAUCAUCGUCACACUACUACCGACCCGGCCCCGCAUUCUCUUGAUCCUAUGAUGGACGACGGCUCCUAUUCUUCUACCGGGCCGAUCUUCGUCCUCGCUCCCAUCGACGACGCUGCCCGUUAUGCCACCUCACUCAGCGCCAACUAUGAACACCUGCACUACGACCAAGAUAACAACCCAGUCGGUCUGCUAGUAAAUCUAUCAAGCCCCGAGAAGACAGUCUACACCUUGGGUCGUCCUGGUCCCAAUAUCGACCCGCCCGACAUCCACAUCUCUGAACCUCGACCCCGCAGGGGAUUACCGCACAUCUCUCACCUUCAUGCUUCUUUCCAGCUCGUGCCGGAGACAGGGGCGGUUCUGCUUUGGGAUUAUUCUAAUACGAGCUCAGUGAAGCCAUUUGGCGCUCCAAAUAGCUGGGGUUAUACUGUCAAAUUUCGGAGCGAAUCUUCACCGAGAUCCGUCUUGGUUGCUCGGGGUAUCAAUACUCACGUCGCGUUCGCUUCGGGCAGCAACAACACCAAGUGGUGUCAGUUCGAGAUACAAUGGCAUUCUGAGGGGAUGUAUCACUUUCACAAAGACGAACCCUACUUUGUAGGGCCGCAAGAAUCCAGAAUAAAACGUUACGUUCAACAUGAGAAAUUGGGCGGUGGCUCAUACGGUACGGUUUACUCGGCGCUAGAUGCCGAGACGGGACAGAUGAUUGCUGUCAAGAAGUUUCAUAACUUGACCGGCAAGCACUUGACAUUCGCCACCCGAGAAGUUGAUAACCUGAAGAAGAAGGCCUUGAGACAACAUCCACAUAUUUUGCGGAUUCUUGACUCGGCAGGCGGCGGUGAAAAGGACAACUGGGGCGAAAUCUUUAUGCCUCUGAAAAAAGGAAAUCUCAAGGACCUUUGCGAGACGAUCCAGACAGAAGAAGAUCGAUGGGAGCUCUCAAACCAAGUUCUGUACCAGAUUCUACUAGCCCUCAACUGCCUCGCCGACAAUGACGUUGUGCAUCGCGAUGUCAAACCGGACAAUAUCCUGUUCGACUUUGACGAGAAUGGAGACUAUCGGUUUUGCUUGGGCGAUUUCGGGCUCUCCAAUGAUCCCGAGAGGGCCAUCACUGCGGCUGGCACGGAACCUUUUAUGGCCCCUGAGAUUUGCUACAGAAAGAAACAGACAACCAAAGUCGACAUAUGGUCAUUGUUUGCCACGAUUGUCUGGAUGCGAAAUUCUGACUUCCGAGCAGCUUGCUCCCGACUUCGCGCCCCCGACCUGCACAAAUGGAUCAUUUCGAUUUCAAAAACAGAAGGCUACGAACCCAUUCGCGCCAUGGCCAGUCAUGACCCCAAGAAGCGACCGUCGGCAAAGAAACAGCUGGACAUCAUCGACAGUGGAGAGUUUGAGGAUUUUGGCGAGGAGGAAAGUGAUCCGGGGGACCUCUUGAGUGCCCAAUUUGCACAGGUCAUGUCCCUGCAAGGCGACUCAAGUCGGAGUUAUGGGUCCGUUUCGACAGGGUAUCCGACAUCACCAGAAAUGGCAUACUACGAGCCUUAUGCCUCCGGGGUUUACACGGGGUAUGGGGGAGCCGGGGGUAUGAAAGAAGGCCGCUAUGCGCCACCCCCAAUGGGGACGGCGGAGGCCCCGCGAAACCAAGGGGCCUGGGUUCGCCCGUACGACAACCCAUAUGGGCCCCCGCAGAGUCAAGACAGCGACGAGGGCACGGUUAUGCCAGAGAUCAGGACGGCGGUCCCAACAAUAGCCGAGGACGACGUCUUCGCGUAUGAGGAGUACAUGGAGGAACGAAGAAGAAUGAAGGGAAAGAACAGAAGCGGCAUAUAGCGUGUCUAAUCUGUUCUUUUAUUUUCUUUUGGCGGUUUGUUUGCAUUAUACCCACAUCAUGAUUACCAUCAUCCAUUUCCGGGCGGUUGAGAUUCGACCAGCAUCCAUGGUAGAGCGGCGCCAUCUUGACGCCCGCAGCCUGAACCGACUCUGGAACACGUUGUUAGAUACGUUACAGAAUUAUAACCAAGAUACCUAGUAAACAUGGAGACGCCGACCGUGCUGUAGCACAAGCCACGACUCGCAGCGUGGGACACGAACUAGGUACUCACUGGCACUCUGCCUCGCUGCUAAUUAUUGCGUC
Podospora pseudopauciseta is the source of this 2959-nucleotide messenger RNA. RefSeq lists its product as uncharacterized. The record is from RefSeq and is a predicted model, not a curated record. Gene Ontology annotation, cellular component: nucleus. NCBI's taxonomy places the organism in Eukaryota, Fungi, Ascomycota, Sordariomycetes, Sordariales, Podosporaceae. The transcript has 3 exons. Gene Ontology annotation, biological process: protein phosphorylation; mitotic DNA damage checkpoint signaling. Gene Ontology annotation, molecular function: protein serine/threonine kinase activity; ATP binding. Bases 811 to 2655 code for a protein of 614 amino acids.